CCCUAAUAUGGACGUUAAAGGAAAUGAAUCAAGCGCUGUUAUUGCUGUUACUUCACAUACAUUGUAGUGACAACAAAUCCAGCCGCGAUUCUUUUACAGUUUCCGAAAUUGUCCUCCACAUGCCACACAUGCGAUAUCGUCGAAAAUGUAGUUACAAAGCCCAGUAUGAGCGUGUGAGAAAUGAAUGAAACAUCGGCCAACUUUCUCUCGCUUCAUUCGCGCCAACCUGGCAACACAAUCUGCGUUGUUGCACUAUUGCCAGUGUGAAGUCGCCACAUGCAUGAACAAAACGAUGGCAGGGGGUUCCAAAGAUCAUACACGUUGGAGUUGAGGAUUAUGUUGUCGAUGAAGUCUGCAAAAAGAGGACGGCAACCUGCAUGGCUUGCAACUCGCGCAUUAAAGACAACCACUGCGACGUCGAACUUCAUCCAUCACGACAAAACUCACACAGACAGCUGGAGAUCAUGUCAACUCAUUGCUUUGUGGAGGCCUGCAGUCAGGCCCAGAAUGAUGACAGCCAAGUGCAGAGGGGAGGAGGAGAAGUGGAGCACAACCAGGCUGCAGUAGUACAGUUGUCUCCUGCACAUGAUGUCAUACAGGUUGAGAGGGCAGAAGAUGGACUGAUGAAGGUCCAGGGGAAGGAUAAGCAGUCUGGUGAUAACAAAAGAUGCAUCCAGAUGGCUACUAACAAGACAGCACAUGACAGAAACUUAGUUAGGAAAGAGAGGCAGCAUAUCAAAGAGCCCCGAGGUUCUGGGCCUUACUUCUUCUUUGGAGGAGCCAAUGGGGCUACAAUAGUGAGUGCUUACUGUGAGAGAAGAGGAUGGCAGAGGAUAUACAACAAGCAAAGGGAUGACUUCAUCCUCAAGUGGUGUGAGACCAAAUCUCCACGCACUUACCUCAAUUUCAGAGAAGGAGAACAACUGGUGUAUCAGAUCCCCAACAACAAAGUGCUCACCACCAAGAUUGGCCUGCUCAGCAGUCUGAGGGCAUAUGAGCGAGUCAGCUGCAAAGUCAACCAUGGCCAAGCGCUUAGGAAGCUGAAAAUUGAGUUUAUUCCUACAACCUUCCGUAUGGAUUUGAAGGAAGAGCGAGAGGCUUUCUUUGCUCAGCAGGAGGGUGCGAACAACAAUUUCAAUCAAAUGUGGAUCUGCAAGCCCACGGGUCUGAACCAGGGCAGAGGGAUAUUUCUGCUGAGAAGCGUGGAGGACAUUGGCACCUUGAAGCUGAAGCUGCAACACAUGGACGACCUGCGGGCCAACACGAAGAUGCUUCACCGCCAGCCUCAGGCUUACGUCGUCCAACAUUACAUCCAGAGGCCUCUGCUGUUAAGAGGAAAGAAGUUCGAUGUCCGCUCUUAUCUCCUAAUCGCAUGCACGUCACCUUACAUGGUCUUCUUUCGCCACGGAUACGUCCGACUGACCUGUGACCACUAUGACCCCAGCUCCAAUAAUCUCUCAGCCCACCUGACCAAUCAGUACAUGCAGAAGAAGAACCCUUUGUACAGCCACGUGAAGGAAGACACUGUGUGGUCCAUGGAGUGCUUCAACGCCUAUGUCAACGACUGGUUUCAGGUUGCCAAGGCUCUACCGAGGGACUGGGUGCUGGGGGCCUUCACGAGGUGCAUGCAGCAGAUCAUGACACAGUGUUUCUUUGCCGUCAAACCCAAGUUGGACCGUAGGCUGGGUUUCUUCGACCUCAUAGGUUGUGACUUCAUAGUGGACGAGGACUUCAAGGUGUGGCUUUUGGAGAUGAACUGUAAUCCAGCUCUCCAUGUGAACUGCGAAGUGCUGAAGGAGGUGAUACCCAGCACUGUAGCGGAGACGCUGGAUUUAACUCUUGAAAUCUUCAACAAGUGCCGUCUCAGAAAGCAGAUCCUGCCUUUGGCCUGUCAGGGAGAGUUUGUGGUCUUGUAUAAUGGACUCUGUAGCCCGGAUUCCAACGAACACAUUGAAAAAGGCCGCAAAGUCACCAAAAAGAGCCAAAAGACCAAACCCAAAAAGUCAGUGAACUACAAUGCAACUGAGACACCAUCUACAUCUCUGGACAGCCCUUCGCUCUGUCCCGGGUCAGUGGGCAGAGCUUCAGCUGUUCAAGCGGAAGCCUCAAAGUCGUUUGGAACUCAAACUGAGCAUGUGCACAGUGCAGCACAAACCCGUAGGGUGUGGAGUUUGGGAGCGACUAGGCUUCAACUGUCAGCGAGGAGCAGCAGAGACGACAAGCCGCCGCCAUCACAGCACACUUCAGUACCACACCUGGAGGAGCAAAUUACUCAUACUGCGGUGCUGUGGGGCAAGAGCAGAGAGGAACUGCACCAGAGGAUCUACUCCCAGCAGCCAAUCAAAGGCUGGGAGGGUCGACCUGCUCACAUGUAUGGAGAGAUCGUACACUCCUCCCUUGCGUGUCUGCACUGCAAAUACCCUCAGGAGAAGCGUGAGCAUUUCCUGGUUUUAUUCUCUUUCCACCUGCUGCUCCUCUCCCUGGAUCACACACAGAAAGACUUCAUUUAUGAGGGCAUGCUUCCACUUUCCGGUCUUUCGUUUCAGGUCAUCCCUAUGGUGCGUGACAUCUCCCAGUCACCUCACAUGUUUGAGAUCAGCAGUUCAAUGUUGGAACCUAAGAUCUUCAUAUGCUCUAAUGCUGCAGAAUUACAGACAUGGAUGAAAUACAUAAAAGACAGGAGAUCCAAGUCUAUGACUCAACCAAUGAGUCCUUCUCACUGUGCUCUUUCCUUUCUGCUGCCUUGUGAUGAGCACUGGAAAAGAGAGGAGCUGAAGAAAUACUUGAUACAUGCUCCUAUAUGGGAGUGGGAGGGUUCGCCUAUACAACACAUGGGCCCGCCAGGAUACAUCUCAGUGGUCCAUAUCAUCAACACACAAAGACAGGGCCUCCAAGAAAGACUGAUGAUUCUCUUCCCUCAAGACAUUCUGCUGCUGUCUGUGGACAACAAGCAACUCAAUAUCACAUACCAGGGCAGGCUGCCCCGUCAAGGUGUCAAAGCCACAGAGAAAUCCGCUCGACCGGGACGACUUGAGUUUGAGCUACGAGGAGAGCUGGUGGAGCCUCUGCAGGUCUUGUGUACCUGCCUGGACGAUUAUAAGAACUGGAUCUUUCAUUUACAGCAGCCAAUCCCAGACAGAAGCGUCCACACUGCUGUGACUCCCACUGCACCAACACUCAUACCAAAACUGCCCAGGGGCCACAAGGAGGCGAUCAUCACUACUGACCAAUAUUAUGUCAAUGGACGCAGUUGAAUGCAGAAUAGUUUUGCUUUGACUGUAUGUGCAGCUCAAAUAAAACUUGUUUAGAUAUUGUGGACAGGUACAUUAGUUGUUACAAAAAUGGGGAAAUGGUUGAAAAAAGAGUGAUGCCUUCUCAAACUAAUGUUGUUUUUGUUACAUGGUUUUUUUUUGUUUACUUUUUCGAAGAUAUAAAUUGCUUUAGGACAAAAUAAAUAUAGUUCCAUCCAGCCAAGUAUAGUAUUUCUGAUCAGAGUACUGUAUGCUAAAACGUUAUUUCUCAUUUACAAAAAUUGGAACUAAUGCAUAAAGUCAAUGAUGGUGUGUAUAUACAGUGCUUAACAAAUUUAUUAAAACCACAACCCAAUGAAAUGUUUAAGCCACAGAUGCACUAAAUUAACAGCAUUGGUAUAAUCAAAAUCAUUUUUUUGAUUGAUUUUUUUUUUUUUAAUCACUGUUUCUAUACGAUUUUCAAUUGGAUCGAGAUCAGGACUCUUUGCUGGCCAUUUUAAAACAGUCAAUUUUCUUCCUUUUCAACUGUGUGCUUUGGGUCUUUGUCUUGCUGGAGGACCCAUGAUCUUCACUUCAAACCAAGUUUUCUUACACUGGGUAAGACAUUUCCCUUUAAAAUCUCUCUAACUUUUCUUAUUUCAUGAUACCUGUGAUACAAUCGAGGGCUCCUGUACCAAAUGGAGCAAAGCAGCCCCACAGUAUUAUGGAUCCUCCACCAUGCUUGACUAUUGGCAGGGUGUUCUUUUCCUUAAAGGCUUCAUUGUGCCGUCUGUAAACGUACUGUUUGUGUGCUUUGCUGAAAAGCUCUAUUUUUGUUUCAUCUGUCCAUAAAAUAUUGUUCAUCAUUCUGGUGGGGCAUCGUUUGAAUUCGAGCGAUUACUGUCCUGAUUCCGGCUCCUUAUUUCGUUUCCUGUACCAAACAAUUCUCGUUUCCAAUUCUUUUAGGGGGCUGGGUCAAAACAGUUUGCAUGGUUUAAAUAAAGGGUGUCCAAAUUAUGAACAUCCAUUUUCUUAGCAGCCCGCAGCAUAGACUAAAAUGAACAUUUGACUCGGGGUUCUUUAUAACCAGUAUCAAUAUCACACUUGUGAACUAAAAGGCAAUGUGUGUGGAACUAAUUCAAUUGACAUAAUCCAUCCAUCCAUCUCCUCACUAGGGUCGCGGGCGUGCUGGAGCCUAUCCCAGCUGUCAUCGGGCAGGAGGCAGGGUACACCCUGAACUGGUUGCCAGCCAAUCGCAGGGCACAAAGGAACAAACAACCAUUCGCACUCACAGUCAUGCCUACGGGCAAUUUAGAGUCUCCAAUUAAUGCAUGGUUUUGGGAUGUGGGAGGAAACCGGAGUGCCCGGAGAAAACCCACGCAGCCACGGGGAGAACAUGCAAACUCCACACAGGUGGGGCCGGGGAUUGAACCCGGGUCCUCAGAACUGUGAGGCUGACGCUGUAACCAGUCAGCCACCGUGCCGCACAACUGAACAAUCAAGGUACAUUUAAAUAUAACCGCUACUUAGGCACAUACAUGCUGAAACCUUAAUGGAGACUGUAUGUAUGACAUAAUAUUCAUUAAUUUAUGUUUCAGCUGAAAGUUGAAUAUAGUAUUGUUAAAAACGUUAUUUGGUACUGUUUUGUAUGUGCAAGUAUUAAACAACUUCCCGUUUUAACCUUGUAGCCUUUUAUUUUGAAUGGUAUGCACUGGAACUCAGCAUUUUGGCACAAAAAGUAACUUCACACAGCACCGUUGAUUUUUUAUUUAUUUAUUUAUUUUUUAAAUGAAUGGAACCAAAUGCUACAAAACGCUAAUUCCUUUCCCUACCCGUCGAUAAGGCAAAACGUUAGUGUUUGUGAUACUGUGAGACAACAAAAUCAUGUGAGUUUUG
Messenger RNA from Phyllopteryx taeniolatus (common seadragon), 5126 nucleotides. RefSeq lists its product as uncharacterized. The record is from RefSeq and is a predicted model, not a curated record. The coding region runs from base 378 to 3254 and encodes 958 amino acids. The transcript has 22 exons. Gene Ontology annotation, biological process: protein modification process. Lineage: Eukaryota; Metazoa; Chordata; Actinopteri; Syngnathiformes; Syngnathidae.